This is a messenger RNA of Triticum aestivum (bread wheat), 2767 nucleotides long. RefSeq lists its product as uncharacterized. The transcript has 5 exons. Gene Ontology annotation, biological process: telomere maintenance; DNA repair. Gene Ontology annotation, molecular function: DNA helicase activity. The coding region runs from base 512 to 2767 and encodes 751 amino acids. The record is from RefSeq and is a predicted model, not a curated record. NCBI's taxonomy places the organism in Eukaryota, Viridiplantae, Streptophyta, Magnoliopsida, Poales, Poaceae.
ACGCUGCAGGUGGCCCCUUCUGUCCUUGGUUCCAAGCGUUGGGCGAGUUGGGUUUCUCUCCAGGUCUCUCUAGGAGUUACAACGCCUGUUUCGGUCUGGGUGCGUGGUCUCCUUCUGCUCGUCUCUCCCUCUGUGCCUCCCGUCUCAUCCCACUUCCCCCGCCUGCGUCUCCUCGCCUCGCCCUCAUCCGCUCGCCCGCCAUUGUCGCUCCUCGUCGCUCGCCGUUCUCGGUCCUCGCCUGCUCGUCUCGCCCUCCUCCGCUUGUUUCCGUCAUGGCUCCUCGCACUGCUGCUGUUGCGUUUGGCUAGGGGCUGCUGCGUCUGGUUUGCUCUCCGCUUGUGCGUCUAUUUAAUCCUCCUCUGUGAGGUCCUCCUUUCCGACGUCUGCCUGCCCGAUCAACUGAUCUCCUCGCUCCUGGUUCGUGGAAGGCCUGCUGCAGUUUGGUUCACCUCACGCCCCGCGCCUUGUCUUUCAUCUUGCCAAGGGCAUUGUCGACGCGGUAGGCCAGGGUAUGGUUGGUGGCUCAGAGGUUGGGAAGAAGAAUAUUAUGCCUUCGGCUUACACUGGUGGUCGUCGAUACAUGUAUGAAAAUUUCCAAGAUGCUAUUGCUGUCUCGCGGGUUCAUGGGUCGCCGGAUGUCUUCACAACUUUCACGUGUAACCCAAAGUGGGAAGAAAUCCUUGAUUCUGUUGAGCCUGGCCAAACAGCGGCAUAUAGGGCUGACAUUGCUGUUAGGGUGUACCACAUGAAACUUGCUCAGUAUCUUCAUCGGAUUAAGAAAGGAAAUGCCUUUGGUCCUGUUGUUGCUGUCCUGCACACUAUUGAGUUUCAGAAUAGGGGGUUGCCGCACGCGCACAUCCUUGUUUGGCAAAAGAAGGAGGACGAUAGGGUUGUAACACCGGCUCUUAUAAAUUCUUAUAUCUCGGCUGAGAUCCCUGAUCCUGUACAGGAUCCUUUGGGAUAUGCCCUUGUCGCUGAGUUCAUGAUGCAUGGCCCUUGUGGCAUUGAUGGCCCAAAAUGCCCUUGCAUGAAAAAAGGGUUUUGCUCAAAAAAAUUCCCAAAAUCAUUUCAGGAUGAAACUUCUAUCGAUGAGAGUGGGUUUCCAUUAUAUAGGCGUCCUAACAAUGGUCGUUUCGUGAUGAAGAACAAUGUCAGGCUUGAUAAUAGACAUGUGGUUCCAUAUAACAUGCUUAUAUUAAAAAAGUGGCAGGCACAUAUUAAUGUUGAAUGGUGUAAUAAAACAUAUGUUAUCAAGUACCUAUAUAAAUAUGUUACUAAAGGGCCAGACAAAUCAAAAACUCUGUUUGAGAAUAUUAGACGUGACGGCGACCAGGAUGUUGAUGAGAUUAAAGAGUAUAGAGAGUGCCGUUACAUAGUUGAUUAUGAUUCUUUUUGGAGGGUUUACGGCUAUGAUAUACAUGGUAAAACACCAUCUGUUGAGAGAUUACCUGUCCAUCUCCUGAACAUGCAUAUUGUGCGCUUUCGUGCACAUACUGCUCUGAAUUCAGUGAUUAAUGAUGCCUGGCUGCAAAAAACAAUGCUAACGGAAUGGUUUGUAGCGAACAACCUUUAUCCUGCGGCUAGAUCCUUAACUUACUGUGAUUUCCCUACUAGGUGGUCAUGGAUAGCUGAGGACAAAAGAUGGAAACCUAGGACAAGAAGCGAUAGAAUUGGUAGGAUAUACUCUGUGCAUCCGGCGUGCGGAGAACUUUUUUAUUUUAGAAUGUUGCUUAUGAUUGUGAAAGGAGCGAGAUGCUACGAGGAUGUCAGGACUUACAAUGGCAUUGUAUACUCGACGUUCAGAGAAGCAUGUGGGGCGAGAGGGUUACUUGGCGAUGACAUGGAGUGGUAUAGUGCUUUUGACGAAGCUGUCAAAUGGGGUAUGGGGAACCAAUUACGCCAGUUAUUUGUUACUAUGAUUCUUCACUGUGCUGUUAAUGAUGAAGCUCUCUUCUUUGAAAAAUAUGAGGAUUACUUGUCUGAUGACAUUCGGUAUAAAAUUCAGCAGUCUAGAAAUAAUUUUACAUAUGUUGUUCCUCCUGUUUCAUUAAGAGACAUGCUGCUUGAUGAAUUGACUGCUAUAUUUGCUAAGAAUAGUGCAUGCAUCCUAGAUCACAAAUUGCCCUUGAAAUCUACAUGCCAUGAUACUUCUGUGCAAACUGAUAUGCUUGCUGAUGCACUGGAUGUUGAUGUUGUUGAUCUUCUAAAAAAGGCAGAGGUAAUGUAUAAUAGAUUGAAUAAAGACCAGUUGCAUGCUUACUCUGCUAUAAUUGAUCGCAUUAAGUCUGGGAAACCUGGUUUCUUCUUUGUCUCUGGGUAUGGUGGUACUGGGAAAACAUUCCUCUGGAAUGCGCUGGAUGCUUAUCUUAGAGGUAGUAAGAGAGUGGUGUUGUCGGUUGCAUCCUCGGGGGUUGCUGCCUUGCUUUUGCCUGCUGGCAGAACAGCCCAUUCUAGGUUCAAAAUACCUAUUGAUCUACCUGAACAUGGCACCUGUGAAAUUAAACGGUCUACCAUGCUCUCCACUCUAAUUGAAUCGGCUGAUCUUAUUAUAUGGGAUGAGGCACUGAUGUCCCAUCGGAAAUGCUUUGAGGCCCUAGACCGAUCAUUUCGUGAUGUACUGUCGGCUAACGAUCCUAAUUUAGCUAAAAUUCCUUUUGGCGGCAAGGUUGUUGUGUUGGGUGGAGAUCUUAGACAAAUAUUACCUGUCAUUGAGGGCGGGUCUCGAGCGCAGAUUCUUGCUGCUGCAAUCACUAAUUCUCCUCUCUGA